AUGUCUUUCGCCUAUUCUUCAAUUGGAGUGGUUCUCUCCAUAGCAAAAGUUGCAGGUAAGCAGUUUCCAACACUGACAGUACUGUUUCUGAUUAUGAGAAAGAAACACAAAGAAAGAUGUGGUCAGAAGUUUCUUUGUGUGGUUUCCAUUCACUUUAUCAUGAUCAAGAAAUCUGUGCAGGAUAUCUUAUUAGACCUAAAAUUUGCUAGAGGUGAACUCCAAAUUCCUCCUCUGAAAAUCUAUGAUUACAGCGAUUUGAUCCUGAGAAAUCUCGUCGCGUUAGAGCAGUGUUGCCCUGAGUACACAAAGCAAAUCUCGUCUUAUGCUCUUCUUAUGGAUAACCUAAUUCGGUCCAACAAGGAUGCGAGACUUCUUCAGCAGAGAGGAAUCGUUGUAAACCGUUUGGAUUCCGAUGAAGAGGUAACCCCUCUCUUCAAUAACCUCUGCAUGGAGAUUGAAGUGGAGGAAUCCUACUAUGUGGGUCUCUGCCAACAUGUGAAUUUGUAUUGCAGUAGCAAUUAG
Molecule: messenger RNA, 522 nt
Organism: Telopea speciosissima
Lineage: Eukaryota; Viridiplantae; Streptophyta; Magnoliopsida; Proteales; Proteaceae
Product: UPF0481 protein At3g47200-like
Exons: 1
Coding region: 1-522 (173 amino acids)
Source: RefSeq, a predicted model, not a curated record